AUGGAAGUUUUGGAAGUUAGUUGGAAAUCUCGGAAGUUAAUUGGAAGUCUUGAAAAUUAGUUGGAAUAUUUUGAAAGUUAGAUGGUAGAUAUAGUACAAUAUAUAUUAUAUUUCAUAUUAAUAUACCUAUAAUUAUAUUGUAUUUUAUUUUAGUUUACUCCGGCGUUGGGAAAGUGGCGUCCCUAUCGCCCAGUGCCCUUCAUUGGAUGCUGCAAUAGCCCCACACUGAUCUUAAGUGAUCGGAGUGGUCUGGCCCUCCAGGUUGGGGGUUGAGCGUCGGGUUAACAACCCGACCUUGUAAAAAAACUUCUGUUCAGGAUUCGAACAACAACAAGCCUCGGACUAGAUUGGGAAAAAAGACUGGAAAUUGGAUAUCGGAAUUAAAAGGUGGUACUUGGAAUAUACGAACACUAUACAAACCUGGAGCAACUGUGGAAUUAGUAGAAGAGAUAGAGAGAUAUAGAAUGAAAUGCGUAGCAUUACAAGAGGUGAGAUUAGAGGACGCAGGUACAACAAAGAUAUCACNGCCGACGGAGGAAAAAGAUGAAGAAAUAAAAGAAGAGUUCUAUAAUACACUAGAGGAGGUAUUUGAUACUACGGUGGGAAAUAUUAAAAUUGUACUGGGCGACCUAAAUCUAGAGGAGGUAUUUGAUACUACGGUGGGAAAUAUUAAAAUUGUACUGGGCGACCUAAAUGCUAAAAUAGGGAAAGAAAGGGUAUACCAGAACGUGGCAGGAAUGCAUAGCUUCCAUGAGCACUCGAAUGAUAAUUGCUCUAGACUAGCAAAUUUUGNAAAUAAAAGAAGAGUUCUAUGAUACACUAGAGGAGGUAUUUGAUACUACGGUGGGAAAUAUUAAAAUUGUACUGGGCGACCUAAAUGCUAAAAUAGGGAAAGAAAGGGUAUACCAGAACGUGGCAGGAAUGCAUAGCCUCCAUGAGCACUCGAAUGAUAAUGGCUCUAGACUAGCAAAUUUUGCAUCAGGAAAAGGUUUAAUAAUCAAGAGUACAAUGCUCCCACGCAAAGAUAUAUAUAAAUAUACUUGGGUGUCUCCGGAUGGAAGGCACAAGAACCAGAUUGAUCAUGUACUGAUUAACAACAGGUUUAGAAAUAGUAUAACUAAUGUAAGGACAUUAAGAGGAGCCGACGCAGAUUCUGACCAUCUUCUAGUAGGUAUUUGGAUAAGAGUUAAAUUCAAGAAACGAUACAGACACAAUUUAAAUACUAUAGAUAGAUACGAUAUUGAGAAAUUAGAGGAAGUUAAUAUACAGAAAGAUUAUGGCAGAAAAAUCGGCGAAACUCUCAAAGUACAGCAAAUAACAAACACAGACGAUGUGAAUGAUGUGUGGAUCAAAAUUAGAAACACUGUACAACUGACUGCAAAAACAAUAAUAGGAAUAAAGGAAAAGAGGAAAAAACCCUGGUUUAACCAAAUAACGCUUCUGCGUCAUGUCUCCUCUUUUUAUCGGGGGGAGGAAUGGCUGAAGGACACUAACAAUGAAGAAAGGACUGCAGAGCAGAUUUCAGUAGACGAAGGAAAGAAGCUCACAAUAUAAUAAGAGGCGAAAAAAGAAAAUAUAUCCAAAACAUUAUGAAAGACGCUGAACAAGACUUUAGACUAAAUAGAACCCGAGAUAUGUAUAAGAGAAUAAAUGGCAUAAAAGGAGAUUUUAAAUAGAAAGAACGUUUUAUCAAAGAUGAUGAUGGAAUGUUAAUAACUACAGAAAAAGAAAUAGCUGAGCAAUGGAGAAAGUAUUUCGACGGACUAUUAAACUGUGAGGAACCAACCGAAAAGUUCCCCUUUAAUAUUGAGAACAUAAAUACGCAAGAAUGCCCGUACCCUACAUUAGAAGAAAUAAAAGAACAAGUGCAUAGAUUAAAAAAUCACAAAUCCCCAGGGGAAGAUUGUAUUCAAGCGGAACUCUUAAAAAAGGGAGGAGAAGAUGUUAUACGGUGGAUCUGGCAAGUAAUUAGUAAAGUAUGGACAUCAGAGAAACUUCCAGAUUAUUGGAAAGUGGCGGUAGUAUGUCCAUUUCACAAAAAAGGAGACAAACAAGAUUGCAACAACUACCGCGGAAUAUCCUUGCUUAAUGUAGUGUAUAAAAUAUUCUCGAAUUGUGUUUUAGACAGGAUAAAAGAAAAAGCGGAUCAAAUAAUAGGACACUAUCAAGGAGGGUUUAGAACUGACAGAUCCACGACGGACCAGAUAUUCAUAAUUAGGCAAUUGUAUCAAAAAUCUUGGGAAUUUGAUAAAGAGGUUCACACACUUUUCGUGGACUUUAAAAAAGCGUAUGAUAGUAUCCAUAGAGAGAGUCUAUUGAAUAUUAUGAAAGAAUUUCAUUUUCCACAAAAGCUGGUCAAUUUAGUAUCUAUCAGCGUCAUGGAGACCUUGAUAAGGAUUCAGAUAGGAAAUUUAGUAACUGAACCGACAACAGUGAACUCGGGGCUAAGACAAGGUGAUUCGCUAUCGCCGAUUCUGUUCAACGUGGUUUUGGAAAAGGUUAUUAGAGAAAUGAAAAUUGGUUCUAACGAGGGUAUUAGAUUACAAGACACGUCGAUAGGUCUACUUGCUUAUGCUGACGAUAUAGUAUUGAUGGAAGAGUCUCAGGAUAGAUUGAAGAUUUUAUUCAGUAGAUUGCAUAAAGCAGCAUCAAAAGUAGGACUAUGUGUAAAUGAAGAAAAAACGGAGUAUAUGUUUUUGAGUAGACGGGGACUACCUUUUUGGCAAUCCAUAAAAAUAGAUCAAUAUGAAUUUAAAAGGGUAGAACAGUUCAAAUACCUAGGGUCUAUUUUGUCUGAGAAAAAUAAUGUAGCAAUCGAGGUAGCAGCAAGAAUCCAAGCUGGGAAUAAAUGUUACUAUGGACUGACUAAGGUACUAAGCUCACGAGUAGUGUCGCGAAGAAUGAAAGAACAAUUAUAUACGUCCUUAAUACGACCGGUUGUAGUGUAUGGAUCAGAAACAUGGCCACUCAGAAAAAUGGAUGAGCAUAGAUUCAUGGUCUUUGAAAGAAAAGUGUUGCGGAAAAUAUAUGGCCCGGUCAAAGAUGAAAUAACUGGUGAGUGGAGACGAAGAAAGAACUUAGAGCUGGAAACACUAUACAGCAGUUCAGAUAUUUUGGAGNGGGUAUUAUAUAAUGUAUUAUCUCGAUGAUUAAUAGCACAGAAUUAAUAGUAUGAUAUGUUAUUUAUAGUAUCUAUAUUUAUAUUUGUAACCAUGUUUGAACCAUAGAGUAUAGUGAUUUGUACAUACUACACACUUUUAAAUAUUAUCAUCAUUUAAAAGCAUAUUAUGUAAAUGUCGAUUUAAAUAGUAUAAAUUGCAGCUAGAAUCAUGUUUUAACCAAAUUUUAACAGGAACUUCCUUUUCAUGGGUAAGUAUUUAUUUUGUAAGAAUAUGUAAGUAUAAAUUUAUUGAUAAUUAUAAUACCCGUUACAAUAGGUAGGUUAGUAGUCUCUUAGAUCAUAUAUAUUCAUGAUCUAAGGGUAGGUCAUUAGGUAGUAUUUAUUUUUAAAUAUAUUAAUUGCCCGAAUUAUUUUAUUUAGCUAUUUAAAAACCUACUAUAUUUAAUUAUUACCAACUAGGGUAUCAUAAUAUUUGUAAUUAUUUUAUUACCAAAUGACAUUUUAAUGUUACUAAUUUAUUUAUUCAUUAUAUAUCUAUCCAAGACCGGUUAUCACAAAUAAUUUGCACAAGUUACAAUACCAAAACUAAUAGAGAAAACUGAAUGGGAGAAAUAUUUUGUUAUCUUUAAAGUCAAGCCUGAUAAAUUUCAAAUUACUGAAUGGAUUUAGAUGUCUCUUAUUAAUAGCAAAUUUGUAUAAAAACUUAUUAAAUUAAGAACAAAAAUCAAUCACUUCUAAUUUGAUGGCAUCAAAAACAAACACAAAUAUUAAAAUAACUCCACAGUCAAAACAAUAGUUGAAAAGUUUGAAAAAAAUCAAUAGAUUAUAAUAGUUUAGUUAUGAGUUUAGCUAUUGACAGGGAUAUUGAUGAAGGUUUGAUGAUUGAUUUUGAAAAAGAAAGAUAAACAUUAAAUAGUAGAAUUAGAUGUUGGAUGAAAAAAAAAUUAAACAAUAACAUUUGAAGUAGAAAUCACUGACAUUUUUCUAAAGUUUCUAAAGAUAUAAAUAUUUCAAUUUAUAUUCUACAAAUUGUGGAAGAAAAUGAAUGCAGAAGUGGUGAGUUAUUGGUAAAAAAAACAUGUGCAAUUUGUAGUUUUAGACAAAAAUUCAGAAGUGUUUGUCACCAAUGUAGUUGGGUAACCAACUGGAUCAAAUUGGAUAUACAAUCUUGCAUUAACUCUCGUUUUGUUACCAAAAAAUCAAAAAUGCCACAAAACCAAUUAAUAAAUACUUACUUCGCUCCAGCCACAACAGAACUCAGUAACCAUGAACAUUUUACAUCUUUAAGUAUAUCUAUAACCCGCUCUAUAACGAGGAAAUACAUAAUGAUGUUCAUUAACUUCAAACUCUUCUGUUGUUCAAAAUACAGAUUCUGAUUACGACAGGGUCGAAAGUGGACAAUCGAUUUCUGUGUUAUUCCCAGUUUUAUCAGACACAAUUAUAUCCAAAAGAGAAUUCUUUAGUAUUAUUGGUAAAACAAAGUGGAAAGGUAAGAAAUAUAGUUAACGUGAAUGAAAUAUCUGUAAGGGUCAUCAUAGUUUACUGGAUGGUCAUCAAUUAAUGUUAACUAAAUAUUUUUUGAUUUUAAAUCAAAUCUAAUAGCUCAUUAAUCAAAAUAAUGAAUUAAAAAAAUACUGCUAAAUACUAAAUAACAAAGCACAAUGUAUACUAAUUUAGUUAUAUAAAAAAGAAAUAUGAUUUCUUCAGGAAACUAAAUUGAAGUAUUAUUGAAAACUGUUCAAGACAAUUGUAAAGUUUCUAAUAAUUAUAAUAAACUCAGUGAAUCUCUAAAAAAAUGAGCAUUAUACAUUUUUUUUAUUGGUGGAAGACUUUUGUAUGAGACACUUCAAAAAAAUUUAAACAAAUGUUUACAAAUUGAUUCUUCCCAAUCCACUGAAUUUAACACCACAAAUUGGCCACGGUGGAAACUUCAUUCAAUUGGAAAAAUUACGCCUUGUUACAUCCUAGGUACAAAAUUAAGAAAUCAAUUUGUAAACCUUCCAUAAUUUUACCAAUGGGUCAAUAUUUAUCAUCAGUAACUCAUUUGAAAUGCUUAAUUAAAAAAACCUUUUAAAGAUUAACAUUUUUUCACUAAAAGUGAUUUAUCAUAAAUAUAAAUAAAAUGAACUAUCAAUCUGUUGAGAAGAUGUGUUUUCCUAAAGUAAUUACUCUUUUUAAUAAAAUACCAGAAACUGAAACUACUACUGCUUAUCUCAAGUUGAUAUAUUUUGUGACAUCCAGCUUUAUAGAUAUAUAAACUUAAUUUUAAGUGAACGAUUAUAUAGAAUAUGGUAUUGUGUGUUUUUCCUUCAGAUAUGGCAUGAAUUUCUAAGUGAACAUAUAAAUUAUAAUUUAAUUAGACAUUUUAUUACACUUAAAGUAUACUAUUGUAUUAAAAUCAAUGCUCAUGGAUUAAUAGAGCUAAUAUUUUAUUUUAAAGAAAAUAAUAAAUUAUUAACACCAGACAUUUAUUACUAAAUAAUUUUUUUCUCAUACAUAUGAAAAUUUAUUUCACACUGCAAGAUCAAUGACAUCUACUUUUUUAACUGUAAUUAAUUUUUCAAUGAAAUAGUUUAUCCAUAAAAUCAAUCAUAUGGAGGUAUUAAAUAAUACAAAAACGAACUACAGUCAUCAUCUGAAAAAUCUAAUUUAACAAAAUUAUUUCCAAGGAACUACCAAGCAGCAGACUAUUCAAAAAACAAGACUUUUAAACAUGUUGAUACAAUGUUUUCUACUAAAGAACAAAUAUCCAGUAUUUUAUGAGGAUGCUAAAACUAGGGCAAUCAGUUUCGGGAUGAACAUAGAAAAUAUAAACAAUUUUAAAAUGAUUGUUCCAAAAUGUUGGUUACAUUCACAAGGAAAAGGGUUAAAUUUGGAAUAACAAUUAGCAGAUGAGUCAGAAGAAAAAAAAUGUAAUUGAAAAUGUUAUAAAUGAAUCUGAAAAACAUAACUUAAGUGAACAAAAAUUGUCCAGUAAUUUUACAGAACCAGAAAUAAACUUCAUUCAAACUAUCAUAAUAGAAAACGAAGAAUUAAAUUUUGAUUUGUUUAACGAUAACCUACAUAAAAGUCCCUUUAUCAGAAUAUGUACAAAAAAUUAUAAUUUUUUAAUUAUUAGAAAACCAUAUUGUGCUGGUUAUUGGAUAGCAAUAUUAAUUACAUAAGCACAACAUUUUGUAACAACUAGUAAUAAUACAUCUAAAAAACUUUCUAUGGAAAAUAGUUGUUUAAUUUCAAGAUCAGAGAAAAGAAAAAUUUUAAAUAUUGGAGAUUGGGUAGUUUUUAAAAUCAAUAACAAAAAUGAAAACAAUUUUAAUUUUGGUAAUAAUGAAUAUAUUGAUAAUAUAAUAUAUUAACCUUUAAAUUGGUUGAAUAUUAUCUUUUUAUAAAAAUCCACUAAUUUGCAUAUACAAAAACUAUUUGAAACUGGUGACACAAAAAAAAUUUUUGGAGUAUUGGCUACUUGGUAUGUGAUUUUAACUAACCAAACAUUAGAAUUAAUUACCAUAAACAUCCAUAAAUUUAUUCCAAUGUUGAAAUAUGUUUGCACAAUAUAUAACCCAAGCAUUGAAUUGAGUAUUUAUCAUGUCAAUUUAUUAAAUUAACCGACAACACAAUAAUAGAAAUUCAACAUCUUGUUAACAAAACAAACAUUAAAGAAAAUGUAAAUCAGACAAACUCAGAAGUAUCAAGCAAUGAAUUUUCAGAAAUUGAAGAUGAUCAAGAUAAUAUGAUUUUAGUUUCUAAUAAUCCAGAUACAUACAUAUCUGUGAAGAUGAAAAUUAAAGUAAAAACCAAACUCAUUCAUUGA
Molecule: messenger RNA, 6932 nt
Organism: Cinara cedri
Lineage: Eukaryota; Metazoa; Arthropoda; Insecta; Hemiptera; Aphididae
Source: the annotation of a GenBank genome assembly